Molecule: messenger RNA, 6104 nt
Organism: Sphaeramia orbicularis (orbiculate cardinalfish)
Lineage: Eukaryota; Metazoa; Chordata; Actinopteri; Kurtiformes; Apogonidae
Gene: rb1cc1
Product: RB1-inducible coiled-coil 1
Exons: 23
Coding region: 425-5281 (1618 amino acids)
Biological process (GO): piecemeal microautophagy of the nucleus; reticulophagy; autophagy of peroxisome
Cellular component (GO): Atg1/ULK1 kinase complex; phagophore assembly site membrane
Molecular function (GO): molecular adaptor activity; protein kinase binding
Source: RefSeq, a predicted model, not a curated record
GUUCGUUUACAUCACCAGAUGACAACAACAAAACAGACAGAGCUACUGAUAGGGCGCUAGCGUAGUUAGCUACACGAGAUAAACAACCAGCGGUUUAGUCUGCCUGUUAGACCAUUUUGGCUGUGAGUUCACAAAUUACAAUUUUAUUUUACAGCAGUAUGGCAGUCUGUGCAAUUAGCCAUGGAUUUAAGGUACUAUAGUGUAGUUUAGUUUAGCUAACGUUAGCUAAGUGGCUUGCUAAGAUAGCUCAUGUAUGCCAAGCUACAGCAGGUUAGCUAGCUAGCUGUGUUGCUAGCUUGUUAGCUAGCCAAUUCGCUUAGGCGAGGUGGAGACCAAGAACAGGGAGAUGCGAGCGAAGUGAGGGAGGCCUUGAAUGACUAAAUGAGCAAGACAAACAAAAGCAAAGAACUCUGGGAGAUCCAACAUGAAGUUGUAUGUGUUCCAGGUCAACAAUGGCAGCACACUGACAUUUGACACUGAUCUUGCUGUUCAGACUGUGUUGGAGCUUAAGCAUGCCAUCCAAGCCAAAUAUAAGAUUGCAAUUCAACAUCAAGUCCUUGUUGUCAAUGGAGGGGAAUGUAUGGUUGCAGAAAGGCGAGUCUGCAGCUACAGUGCUGGCACUGAAACCAACCCCAUAUUCCUGUUCAACAAAGAGAUGAUAUUGAGUGAUCGGGAUCCAACGAUCCCCAAAACCACCUUCUCGAUCGAGAGUGAGAUUCAGGUUAAGGUGGAGGAGUCUCUAUUGAUGCCAGCUGUCUUUCACACUGUUGCCUCGCGAACACAACUUGCUCUGGAAAUGUUUGAAGUUGCCAAGAAACUAAGCUCCUUCUGUGAACGUUUGGUUCAUGAUGAACACCUCCAGCAUCAAGGCUGGGCGGCCAUUAUGGCUAAUCUGGAUGACUGCACUCUUUCUUAUCAGAAGUUGCUCAUGAAAUUUGAGACUGCAUACACAAAUUAUCAACAUGAUUUGGAAGAAAUUAAGUUGAAACUAACAAAGCUUGGGACAGCAGUUUCAGUAAUGGCCAGGAUACCUCUGCUGGAGUGUUUGACACGGCAUAGUUACAGAGAGAGUAUAGAGAAGUCCAGCUCAACCCCAGAGAAGGAUUCAGAAGAGACAGAAGAAGAGAAAUCCACUGAUUCUGUGCAAAAGAGGCCCUUGAAGUUAUCAGCAUCCUUCUCUGCUUCGGGGACAGCAACAUGCGAGCUGACUGGAGACCCGGAAACAAAUGAAAUGACUGACAGUGGCGGGCUCAGAGCGGCAUUAUUAGAUGAUGACACUCCAGAGCUGGCCAACCCAUCCUCCUUUAAUGUCACUCUAUUAGACUGGAUCAAUGUGCAAGACAGACCCAAUGAUGUAGAGUCUGUUGUGAGGAAAUGCUUUGACUCUAUCAACAGGCUUGACCCACGGAUCAUUCAACCCUUCCUGGCAGACUGUCGUGACACAAUUGCCAAGCUAGAUAAUCAAAACAUGAAAGCCAUCAAGGGGCUCGAAGACAGGUUGUACGCUCUAGACCAAAUGAUUGCAAGCUGUAAGAAGUUGGUGAAUGAACAGAAAGAACUUGCUCAGGGAUUUUUGGCCAAUCAGAAGCGGGCUGAAAACCUGAAGGACACAUCUGUUCUGCCUGACUUGUGUCUAAGUCACACUAACCAGCUGAUGAUCAUGCUGAACAACCACAGGAAGCUGCUCGACAUUAAAAAGAAGUGCACCACUGCCAAACAAGAACUUGCAAACAACCUUCAAGUCCGACUCAAAUGGUGCUGCUACGUGAUGCUCCAUGCAGACCAGGAUGGGGAGAAGCUUCAGGCUCUGCUCAGGCUUCUGACAGAGCUGAUUGAGCGGGUGAGGGUGGUGGAUGCCCUCAGUACCGUGCCCCAGAUGUACUGCUUGGCGGUGGUGGAGGUCGUCAGGAGAAAAAUGUUCAUGCGUCACUACAGAGAGUGGGCUUAUGCACUCGUGAAGGAUGGAAAACAACUCUAUGAAGCUGAGAAGUUCAAAAGGGAAACAUUUGGGAAACUCUUCAGGAAGUCUUUUCUCAGAAAUCGAUUGUUUCGAGGACUUGAUUCAUGGCCUCCAACAUCAUUUUGUACACGGAAGCCCAGAAGGUUCGAUGAUGAACUUCCAGACAUCUCACUUGAUGAUCUGCAGUACUUGAAAUCGUGUUGUCCUGUAGAGGUGCAGCCUUUCCUUAUGGUGCCCACAAUGUGUGACUUUGAGCCCUUAAAUCAUCACAUAGAGACACUUCACAAGCUGGUCCAAGCUGCACAGAGUGUGGAUGAGAUGUCUCAAACUAUUACUGACCUGCUAAGUGAACAAAGGGCAUCCAUUAGUCAAAGUGCUCAGAGAUCCACAGCAUUAACCCCACAGUCUGAAAGUAUACCUGGGACCACAACACCUGUGUCCUCCAAAACCCCCUCGUCUCUUAGCCUUCAGGGACCCGGCUGUCAGCCCCUACAUGUUCCUGUUCCUGUUCCUGUUCCUGCUCCUUUAGAGGACUUAUCCCCAGACAGCAUUGAUGCACAAACAUUUGACUUUGAAACCAUUGGCCAUCCCAAUAUGGAUCCUGUCUUGCAGCAGGGUUCCCUUGAUCUGGAUUCUCUUGCAGAGAGCCCUGAGUCAGACUUCAUGUCUGCAGUAAAUGAGUUUGUAAUUGAAGAGAACUUGACCUCUCCAAACCCCAUCAGUGACCCAACAAGCCCUGAAAUGAUGGUGGAGUCACUGUAUUCCUCUGUCAUAAAUGCUAUAGACAACAAGCGCAUGCAGGAUACCACAAUACUCGAGAGAGAGAACUCAAGGAUCACUGCUCUUAAACAAGUUAUUGAGAAGUACAGAUCUGCCGCGGAGGAGUCCCAAUCCAAUUUAAGAAGCGUGAAGGAUGACCUGCAUCAUCUGCGAGGUCAGGUAUUUAAAGAACAACAUGACUUUAGCUUUGUCCUGAGAGGUAUGUCUUCAGAAGUGCACAAAGUUUUGGACAACAUUUGCCAGACACAGGAACUGGAGUUGAAGGAACAGCAUAAAAGUGAACUGUUCUCCCUUCGACAAGAGUGUGACAAGCAGGUUCAGACACUAACAGAAGAAAACCAAGUAAACCAGAAUAUUAUCAGAGACGUUCAGCGAGCCAUGUUGGAGCUGGAGGGACGUAUGGAACGCAAAGAGAAGGAGCUCACACAGCUUGAGAAUGAAAAAGAGCGAUGGGUGGAAGCAGAGAGUAGCCACAAUGACAGAAUCAAAAAUUUGGAGCAGAUGAUCACUGAACAAGCAGAAGAGAUUAAGAUACUUGCUGCUUUAAGAGACUCUCUGUCCAGCCAGCUCGAGAAUCUGCACUUUGAGAUUGAACGUGGCCAGCAAAAGAUCCGACAGGAGUUGGAAGUUGUUGAGCAGUCACACUUAAAGGAGCUUGAGGAGAGAAUGAAGCAAGAACACAAAGCCAAAGUGGAGAGCCUUACCAAGAACAACCAGGAGGCUCUGGAGCAAAUAGAGGCAGAAAAUGUGGCCAAAUUAAGCGAGGCAGCUGAUCAACACGCCACUGUUCUUAAAGAAAAGGAUAAUGAAAUCAAGGACAUGGAAGCUCGCAUUACUGAGCUCGCUGAACUCCGUUGCAAACUAGAGGUUGAGCUAGCCCUCAAAGAGUCAGAGACAGAAGAGGUGAAGCUGUUAUUCGAGGAGGCUAAGACACAGCAAACGGAUGCUGUGAAGGCCCAGGUGGAGGCAGAGACCAAGGUCCUUGGUGAAGAGCUGGUCAGUCUCAAAAGACAGCUUCAGGUGAAAAAUGAGGAGUAUGAAGUGGACCUAGCAGAGCUCAGGACUCUAAUGCGGAUUGAAAAGGAUCACUGCAUCUCAGAGCUGGUGGACAGGCACGAGGAGGAGACAAUUUUGUUACGCAGUGAACUCUCCUCACUACAGCAGAAGGCUCAGGACGCCGAGAGGAACCACACUGAGCAGCAAGAAAAGCUUCAGCAGGAAUUAGACCAGCAAGUGGCUGCUCUAAGAGAAGAAAAUCAAACCCACUUGAUGAGUUUUCAAGAACUGGAGCAAGAGUUGAGGACUGUUAUCAGCAAUUUACAGGCAGAAAAUGACCUGCUCUCAAAAAAAGUAGAGCAGGACAGACAAGCAGUUGAGAAAGAGGAGGCCUUUAAGGUUGCAUCACCAGACGCCUUGAAAGAGUUAGAACAGCAGAAGGAGGAGAUGGAGAAGAGAUUAUUAGACCAAAUUAGAAAUCUUCAGACUGAGCUCAAUGAAAGACAGUCUGCAAAAAGUGACGAAGGCUCAUCGCUCCAUGCUGAGGAGUGUGCAGAUGCCGGAGCGCCUCUGUCGUUAGAUUCAGCCCUACAGGAGCGGCUGCAGCAGGAGAGGGCCUCCUUACAGAGUCAGAUGGAGCUUCUGGAGAAGAAGAAGAAUGAGGAGAUACAGAACCUCAAGACAUCACUAAUCGCAGAGCAGCAGACCAAUUUCAACACCGUCCUAACCCGAGAGAAGCUAAAGAAGGAGCAGAUCAUCAAUGAGCUCACAGAGAAAUUGCGAAAAGUAACCCAACAGCAGGAGAAAGACAAAGCUCUGAUCGAGACACUCUCUGAGGACCGGGCCAGUGUCAUGCAGGAGAAGAAGCACUUGGAAGAAGAGCUGAACCGGCUACGCAGCACCGCACUGGUGUCCUCUGCCUUCUUCAUGCCUAACCCCACUGCUCAGGAGGUGACAGAAGCCGGAGCAGAGGCAGCCAGAGCUCUGCCCAUCGCCGGGGCCUGUUCUUCAGAGCCAACGGCCGACACUGACAGACUGGCAUCGGUGGCAGCCAUUCGAGAAGAUGAACCUGUGGACUCCGCAGUGGAAGCGAGCAUGGUGACAGUCCAUGAUAACGUCCUGAUGUCAGAGGAGAAACAGCGAAUACUCUUACUUGAAAGGACUUUGCAUAUGAAGGAAGAAGAAAACAAGCGUCUCAGUCAAAGACUGAUGUCUCAGAGCAUGUCGUCUGUGUCUUCACGGCAUUCAGACAAAAUCGCCAUCAGAGAUUUCCAGGUAGGCGAUUUGGUCCUAAUCAUCCUGGAUGAAAGACAUGACAACUAUGUGCUGUUCACAGUUGGUCCCACCCUCUACUUCCUCCACUCAGAGUCUCUCACUGCACUGGACCUUAAACCAGCAUCAGGGACCUCAAGACGGCCGUGGGUACUUGGAAAAGUGAUGGAGAAGGAAUAUUGCCAGGCAAAAAAGGCCCAGAACAGGUUCAAGGUUCCUUUAGGAACCAAGUUCUACAGAGUGAAAGCUGUUCCAUGGAACAGAAAAGUAUAAUAGCCAAGUAAUGAGCUAAAUGUAUAUUUAUAUUGCUUAAUUUUUGAACAGACAUUUCACAUCAUAAUUCAUAACUUGAAAAUUGAAAGACCUUAAAAACAGGAAGAAUUAUGAUCAUUAUCAUGUUUAGAUUUUUUUAAAAAUCAAAAUCCCACAUGCUACCACAUUUUUGCUUUCUUUUAAACCCAGAUUUGUUAUUGUGGACCAAAUGCUAUUAACCUUAUUAGGGCGAUGCCCUAUACACUGUGGCAUUGUGCCAUUCGACCUGUGUGUAAAAUUGAACAAAAUUUGGAUGUUAAAUAUUAGUUUUCAUUAUCAGCAUUUGUCCUUUUGUGGAAAAUACUGUGUCAUUAUCAACAUAAUUAAAUAAAAAUAUACAUUUAUUAUAAAUGUUUAUGGAGGAAUGUUCAUGGCAUGCAUAUUGAUAUUUUUUCUUUGAUUUACUUAUCCGGAUAAAUGUUGUAGUUGGAAAUGUAGUUAAUGCUGUUUGUCACAAAGCAGUAUGGCCCUCUGUCAAUACUGAAAUGUAAAUUAAUGCUGACUGAUGGAAACAGUCAUCUUUGCAAUCCUUGAAAUGCACUUUCAAAAACAAUGCUUUUGUUGAUUUUAAAGGGAAGUCAAUUGAGCUGUCAGAACUAAGUAAAUAUAUCAGCACAAACUUCUCACUAUCAUAGAAUAUUGAUAUGUAGAAAAGAAUACUUUGUGACUGUGUUUCAUUAUCGGAUGACAUUGUACAUUACUCAUCAAAUCACACAUGUAACAAUAAAUGACUGUAUUGUAAAAGAUAGAGUUUUGAAACAAUAAAGGAUUGAUCCCACACACA